CACCUUGAAUCGCAUACUCUUAGAAAUAACCAACCAACGACUCAAUUUUUGAUACUACGCACUAUUAUCCUUAAAAAAAACGAAAAAAGGCGAUUUAGAGUUGUGUUUUAUAUAGAUCAUUUAAAAAUCAAAUGCAUAUUCUAUAGAGAGAUAUAUUCAAAGUCAAGGGUUGAAUAGCUCAUAAACAUAUCUUAUUAUUGAAAAUGAAUGAAGGAAAUUCAUUAAGAAAUGAAAAUAUUAACAGAGAAAGGAAAAGCAACGAAGAACAGGAGAUACCCAGCCGAAAACAGGCACAACCUAGCAUUCGAGGAGAGAGGAGAUCAGGCCAAUACAGAAGAAGGGACUACUAUACAAAUAACGAAGAAGAAACUUAUUCAAGGGCAGCAGACGAUCAUCCUCGUAAAGAUGUAAGAGAUGUUGUUCGAACACAUUAUAAUGCUCGACCCGAUAUGGGUACUAGAAAACGACAGUUUUCACCUAUUAUCCAGUUGAAACGUUUUAACAAUUGGAUUAAAUCUGUACUUAUUCAGAAAUUCACCCCUAGGGUUGAUGAUAGGCCCCUACUUGUGCUCGAUUUAGGCUGUGGGAAAGGCGGUGAUUUAAUUAAAUGGGAUAAAGCUGGCAUCGAUGGUUACAUAGGUGUUGAUAUCGCCGAGAACUCUGUAGACCAAGCAAAAAGACGAUAUCGUGAACUUCAACCAUGCUUUGAUGCUCUAUUUUAUGCAGGAGAUUGUUUUUCCCGCUCCGUUAGCGAGUUCCUUCCUCCAGAUCAGCGGCAAUUUGAUAUAGUAUCAUUACAGUUUUGCUUGCAUUAUGCAUUUGAAAGUGAAUUGAAGGCUAGAAGACUUUUGGAAAAUGUUUCAAAAUGUUUGCCUCGUGGCGGCAUUAUGCUUGGCACAAUCCCAAACUCAGAUAUAAUUUCUCAGCGCCUAAAAGAGCUACCACCUUCUGAGGUUUCUUGGGGUAAUGACAUUUACAGCGUACGAUUUACACAGCGACCGUCUCACACCUUCCGUCCUCCUUUUGGCAUUCAAUACUUCUUUUACUUGGAAGAUGCCGUAACUGAUGUUCCUGAGUAUGUUGUUCCAUUUGAGGCAUUUCGUGCAAUAGCGGAGACGUAUGAUUUGGAAUUGUUAUGGCAAAAACCCUUUGUGGACAUCUUCAAUGAGGAAAAAAACUCUGAAGCUUUUGGUAAUUUGAUGGAGCGCAUGAAAGUAGUAGACAGUAACGGAAAGAGAGGAAUUGAUCCGCAAGAGUUAGAAGCAGCCAGCUUUUACUUGGCGUUUGCUUUUGAAAAAAGGGGGAUCUGAAUAAACCCAAACUUUACUUUCACACAAAAAAUCAAGCCUAUACUCUCCUUUUCUCUUCAAGCGAUUCAGUACCUCCUAAUUAGUUUUCCUUUAUAAUUAUGAUUUAAAAAUUAUUGCUUUUUAA
Schizosaccharomyces cryophilus OY26 is the source of this 1434-nucleotide messenger RNA. RefSeq names its product P-TEFb-cap methyltransferase Pcm1. Gene Ontology annotation, molecular function: mRNA 5'-cap (guanine-N7-)-methyltransferase activity. The transcript has 2 exons. NCBI's taxonomy places the organism in Eukaryota, Fungi, Ascomycota, Schizosaccharomycetes, Schizosaccharomycetales, Schizosaccharomycetaceae. Gene Ontology annotation, cellular component: nucleus. Bases 204 to 1310 code for a protein of 368 amino acids. The record is from RefSeq and is a predicted model, not a curated record. Gene Ontology annotation, biological process: 7-methylguanosine mRNA capping.